CCCUUCAAGAAGAUAUUGCGUUCAUUCUCCGGAUUUUCAUUCAUGGAGUGCGCCGAAACGUUUUCAGGAUGAAUAGUCGGGUCACGCCUCCGCAAAUAGAAGCAACUGUGUAAAGAAGCCUUUGUAGUGGUGUUGCUGGCACUUGUUCCCACCGAAACUGGGACACGGGAGCAGUGCCUCAUUCCGGGUGAAUUCCCCCCAAAACAACGCUCGUUGAAAUUAUGGUGACGUUUUUUUUACCAUCCCUCGCGGAAUAGCCACUCAAUCUUCACAUCAUAGAUGCAGAGCUAACACCUCUCUCUGAAGGACCGGUUCGAAAAUGGCUAUCGUGGUGAAGUGUUGCUUCGAUCGGCAAAUUGAAUUGCCGCAGUCUUGUGUCGAUAAUCCAAUCGUGUCCAAGUGCACCUCCAAUAACUCAAAAUGUUGCUUUGGAAUGGGAACCCCUCGCUACAAGCACCUUGUAGACCAUAUUUAUCCAAACUCUCCGCAGGAGGGACUUGUGAAAAACAAUAUGGAAAAGUUAGCAUUUUAUGCGAUCUCAUCUCCAGAAAAAUUGGAUCGUAUUGGCGAGUAUCUCCUGGAAAAAGCAAGUCGUGACAUAUCAAGGAGGAGAUAUGGAUUUGUAAAAAUUGCAAUGGAGGCCAUGGAUCAGUUGCUGCAGGCAUGCCAUGCUCAGUCGCUGAAUUUGUUUGUGGAGAGCUUCCUGAGGACAGUUCAAAAGUUAUUAGAAUCAAGUGAACCGGAACUUCAGAUUUUAGCAACACAAUCAUUUGUUAAGUUUGCAAAUAUUGAAGAAGACACUCCUUCCUACCACAGACGUUAUGACUUCUUUGUUUCUAAGUUUUCCUCAAUGUGCCACAGUAACCAUCCCUCUCCAGAGACUCUAACGCAGUUACGAGUUGCCGGUAUCAAUGGACUCCAGGGAGUCAUCAGGAAGACUGUCUCUGAUGAUCUAGUGGAAAAUAUUUGGGAAUCGAUUCACAUGGAUAAAAUUGUUCCUUCAUUACUUUACAACAUGCAGGACUCAAGGUAUGAGAAAGACUCGGAAAAUCAUGAACCUAUAGUUGACGACUGCGAUAUAGACCCGCCGAGUUCUGCUGAAACUGUCUUCCGAGAACUUGUUGGUAGAGCUGGUUUCGGUCACGUUGAUUCUGUCAUCAAACCAGUUCUGAGGCAUUUAGAUUUACAUGGAUUGUGGCUGCCAAAUACAUUUGCUGUUCAUGUCUUUAAAAUACUAAUGUUUUCCAUUCAGUCUCAAUACACCUACACAGUUGUGGAGAGUCUGAUUAUUCAUUUAGAUAAAAAUUCAAAAACUGCAAUCAAAAUUCGCACCAGCAUUGCAGAAGUUUUAGCAAAAAUUAUUGCAAUUGCGGCUAGUGAUAGUGUUGGGCCUACUGUUCUAGAAAUUAUCAAUUCUCUCUUGGCGCAUUUACGGACAUCAGCAGGUAGACAACGUCCUACAGGCCAUGAGCAAGACGAAGAGCAGCUGUAUCAGGAUGCUCUGAUUCAUGCCUUGGGAGAAUUUGCAGCUCACUUACCGAAUUAUCAAAAAAUAGAGAUUAUGAUGUUUAUCAUGUCCAAAGUACCCUCGGCUUCAGGAGGCAACAGGAACCUAGCAGAGAAAGAUAUAGUUCUGCAAAGGAUCUGUCUCCAGUCUCUUUUGAUGGUGAGCACAAAAUAUAAUUCCGUUCAGAUGACGCAAACAUUCCCGCAAUCAUUUUUAGAACCAUUGCUGAAAAUGGUUACCGCAGCAGAUUGUGAUAUCCGACUACUAAUUUUCCGUAUUCUGCAUACCCUUUUAGAUAGACACGACAAUUAUUGUAGACUCACAAAACCAACGACUGAUGUAAAUAAUCUAGAUUUGGUGCUUGUUAGCUGUUCGCGGCAGGAUGCUAUAUUUAUGCAUAAAUUUGGUCGCGAAUUCUACAUAAGCCUCUAUGAAAGUUUAGAGCUCGAAAAUAAUGAUGUAGAUAAUAUAGAAGCAAUUUAUUCAACGUUAGCCCUUUUGCUGGUUGAACUUUAUUCAGAAGAAAUGGUGCUAGAUUUUCUUAUCUUCAUUCUAACUAUUCAGGAUCUGGCCUUAACUAGUACAUUGUUGUCUGAAUCGCAAAUGUAUAAUUUGCACAUACUGGUCAUAUCUUUGUUCGCCUUGAUUCCGAAAAUCAUUCCACUUCCACUGAAAGAUUACGCAGACAAGAUUAUUGAGACUCGUUCAUCAACCAGUGCUUUCCAUCUGCUACCUCCAAUGGAAGAAAUGCAUACAGUAAAGUCAGAAACACCUGUCCCCAAUGGAUGCCUAUUAGAACAAAGUCAACUGAUCGAAAUUUUGCAGUCUGCCGGAGUGGAUGCUGCUCGUUUGAGUAGCUCACCUUCAAUGUUGCCAGGUGCAACAAGUUUAGGUCAUAGACACAGUUGGGUCGAAAGUGCCGCCGCGAUGAAAGGAAGUGUUACUGACAUUCAUUCCAAUUUAGAUAGUGGCUCAUCAACACCAGGAAUACAGAGGAAAUAUCCGAAUGAAGAUUUGACAUUUGAGGCAAUGAAAAGAAUUAUUUCCGAAAAUCCAGACGCAAAACGUGAAAGGGAAGCUGAGCGACAAAACCAAUUGUAUGAAACAUUUAGAACCACUUCGUUCAAUGAACUUGUCACGAAGAAUAUAAUUGAUGAUGAAGAGACUUUGCAAGCCACAAUUAAUGAGAUUUUCAGUAAAUUGAAUGCAGAUUCUCGUAUCAUAUCUCCAUCCUCUGAAUCUCGUUUAGCUGUCACAUCGCCACAAGGUCAAAAGCCGAUGUAUGAACUCCUGUUCCCGGAACUUUUCUCCUACUAAUACUGCCUUUGCUGUGAAUCUUUCUCUGGAGUUUUGUUCAAUUAUCACGUAUACUUCCUUUUCAUGCACUAGGUGGUGCUGUUAGAACCGCCAUUCUAUUGAUAUUUUUUAGAAAAUGGUCAUCAAGUAAGUGGCUUUUUGAGGACGGUAGGAUGUUUAAAGGUGUCAGUAUUGAAUAUUAAAUUCAAAAAGUUUGAUGAAAGUAAGUAACUUUUUUACCAUCAGGUGUUAAGGUGAUUCCUGAUGAAAGACAUUUCUUACUGAAUCAUCAUAUCCUCAUGUUAAAAAAAUGCAAGGUGUAUACUUGAAGCGUUAAUUAGUAUACAUUCACUGAUCAUAAUUUAAAGUUCGAAAGUAUGUGUGGGUACAUAUUUCAUAAAAGUUGCAAUGAAACAGUAUUUGAUGCAAUGAAGUACUCAGCAUUUGACUGGUUAGAUCGCAACGAAGCAUUAUUCAAAGCAAUAUUGCAAUUCGAUUUUUUGGUGAGUCUGUAAGCCAUGAAAACCAUAUUGUUUUAAAUUAAUUUUGUUCUUAAAAAAAGAAAAACAAUUGUGAAAAAGUUUAAAAUGCAUAAGAUUACCCAAAAAAAUUUGUACAAGAAAUAGAGGAAGCUUCCUGAAGGGCUUUAGGAGGAGGUGUGUGUUAAGUGGCUCUUACGUGUGUAAGUUUCACAUAAGAAUCACCUUGAUACAGUACCUUCCAGUGGUGCUUUUGGUGCUUGGAACCAAAAAAUGUUGAAAAAAAUGUGUUUACCUUCGGUUGUGGAUGGUGGUGGUUUAUCUACUAACCUAUUUGAAUCCAAGAUAUCAUGUGUUACAAAGGUUGAUCCAAAGUGGACUAAAUUUUGAACUUUAUCUUGUUCAUGAAUAGCGCGUUUUGCAAGUCUGCUUUGGCUCAACAUAUGUAUUUUGAUUCUUGUGAUCUUUCUUUUCCGUCCCGCCUAUUUUACAAACUGAUUUUAGGAUGCUAAUAAAGUUUUUUUUUUUCAUCAGAAAUGGCCAGCUUUAAAAUUCAUUUCUUUCAAUUUUUUUAUUUGACUAUACACCGCAACUAUAUUUAUAAAAAUAUAUAUAAAUAAUGUAUCGAUUCUUUCUUCAUUACAAAUCAGCUAUCCAUUUAUAUCUCAUUUCUGAUGCUUUUAUCCACAAUUAUCACAAAGUUCUCUGAUGACAGUUGUAUUUAGGAAUUCAUAAACAUCAAUUUGCAAUGAUUUCCUCUUCCGCUAUCCUUAUGAAAAGCAUUGUAAAUUCAGUAAUAUAUUUCCAAGGUAACGAAAUUUUUUAAGUUUUCUUCUUAACAAAUACACUCAUUGCUCCAAAUUUUUGAUUGAUAGUUUUAAUCUGUGUAUAUUUAUUUCCAUUGUUUUUUUUUUUUUGGUAAUUUAAAAGUUAUGACUUCUGAAUCUUCCAGAACAGGAAGUAGCAAGUCUUCUGCAAAUCUGAAUGAAUUUCUGCGUUUUUACUCACGACUGCAGACUAGUCGAAAUGUCGUUAUUGUUCACUGCCUUUUAGCUUUUUUAAUCAAAUAUUAAAUUAAAUUAAAUUAAUUAAAAUCAAUAUAAAUAUUUCUGAAUAAGGUCUUGGUUCCACCUAUUUAUUCACCUUUUAGUAUCUUGCUAGGAAAUUAGUGUGGAGCAGGGCAAAACCAAAUUUUAGAACAAUGUCAAAAAACAAGAACAAAAAUCUUCAGCAAUUUAUAAUCUAUGGUUUGGGAGUAUAAAGUUCUUUAUUCAGAAUCAAAAAUAUGUCUUAAAUACUGUAAGGAUAGUAUAUAGAUUACAAAUCAAAGUGGGAUGUGUAGCAAUUAAUAAAAGAUUAAUUAGUUUACACAAUGUAUUAAGUAUUCGAUCCUCUGUAUUUAUCAAAUCCUCAACAUGAACAGUUUUUCAGCUUAAAAAAUACUAUCUAUUAGAACAGUCAAGACAAAUACUAUUCGCGAGCAGUUACGCUUAAAUUAAAUUCUGGUAAUGGGCAGAAAUGAUCUUACAGAAGGGACUGUUGGAUAUUACAAGAAGACUUUCUAUCUAUAGCUAAUAUUUUUUUUUUUUUUUUCAGAGACUUACUUAAGUUUAUAUUGUUACUUCACUCCCGUGUAAAGUCUUCUGUUUGUCAGGUAGACAAUUUUUUCUUCGUGAUGUAUUCAUUUAUUCAAUAUUUUUUUUUUUUUGUAAAAAUACGUAUCCUCUCUUUAUGUAUCUGAAAAUUCUGUAAUUAUUUAUUUUUUUCUCUUGGCGUUAAUACUUAAAGAUAUUAAAUUUUAAUCUACUUUUUGUGAAAGACUUUCCUGUUACUCCGAGUUUUCUGCUGUAUACAAAGGUUCUUUAUUCCUUUUUCAGUUGUAGAUGCUUAAAAUUUUCAUCUUGAAUAAGCUAAUUUAAGUUUAUCCCAAACUUAUGUGAGUCCCAGUAAUUCUUGUUUGAGCUCAAAUCUUUUGAUUUAUAAAAUUCCUGAAAGAGCCACCAGCCAACAAGUUUAAUUGGCGCCACUUACAGUAGACCCCAAGUUUCCCUUUCUUGUAUUGAUGGAAGUAUUGUCCUCCAAAAAACAAGGUGAUGUCAUGAGUGAAGCUAGUGAAUGGCAUGAUUCACUGUGUAUUGGUUACCUUAGUGAUGAACGUCUAAGAAUCAUAGCACAUAUUCAUCGCAGAUUGAGACGAAAAAGAGAGAAAAACUGUGGAAAAUACAGAUUGCAAAAUUCCAAGUCACAAACAUUGUUCUACAACAAGCAACAUUCCUCAAAAUAAUUUGCCGUUUACUUAGAACGAUCUUGGUUAUUUUUUUAUUCAUUCUUAAAAUUCAAUCGUGAAAACUCCCUUUAUGUGACACUCGCAAGUGACUGAUUGAAUGUCUCCUCUGUCAAGUAAAUUGCUAAGCUUCACCUAAUCCAGCCAAGUCAAACUAUUACCUACUUUUCAUCCUGUAUUGUUAAUUAUUGUUAUUGUUGUUUCUUUAAAUAAUGUUAUUGUUGUUAAAAUUUUACAUGUAUAUUUUUAUGGUUGUAACUUUGAAUGAACAGCUCAGUUAUUCUUGAA
Messenger RNA from Bemisia tabaci, 5854 nucleotides. It is a transcript of the gene stmA, whose product is annotated as Protein EFR3 homolog stmA. The record is from RefSeq and is a predicted model, not a curated record. Gene Ontology annotation, biological process: protein localization to plasma membrane. Lineage: Eukaryota; Metazoa; Arthropoda; Insecta; Hemiptera; Aleyrodidae. Gene Ontology annotation, cellular component: plasma membrane.